AUGGAAAACAAGAAGAUUGAGGAUGUGCAACAUGUUUCCGCAGAACCACAAGGUCUUGGGACGAAGCUAGCUCGUCUCAAGCGAGCUAUAGAUGUCCAGCCGCAACCGGCAGCAUCUAAGGUAUCAUAUCUCGCGCUGUAUCGAUAUGCAGACAAACGCGACAUUAUCAUCAUCGCCACCAGCACACUCUGCGCUGUUGCGGCAGGCGCCGCACUGCCCUUGUUAAGUGUCCUUUUUGGAAAUUUAGCAGCUGCUUUUCAGGGGAUAGCAACCGAUACAAUCUCCUAUGGAGAGUUUAUGUCACAACUGAACCAUAACGUUCUCUACUAUGUAUACAUUGGUAUCGCUGAGUUCGGGGCCGUCUUCAUAUCGACGGCUGGAUUCACCCAUGCGGGUGAACGAAUCACCCGGCGCAUCCGCGAGGAGUAUUUGGCAGCAAUACUGCGCCAGAACAUGGCCUACUUUGACAAUCUCGGAGCUGGCGAGGUCACGACACGCAUAUCGGCCGACGCCAACCUCGUGCAGGACGGCAUGUCCCAGAAGGUCGGCCUCACUCUCACUGCCGUCGCCGCGUUUGUCAGCUCGGUCAUUAUAGCCUACAUCAAAUAUUGGAAGCUCGCACUCAUCGCUACGCCCUCAAUAUUCUGCCUCGUGGGUGUUAUGGUCUUUGGUUUCAAAGCUGUCGUAAACCUCACUGCCAAGGCGAUGCAGAGAUCCGGUGAUGGGAACAGUGUGGCUGGCGAGGCCUUCAGUUCUAUCCGGACAAUUGCGGCGUUUGGAAGUCACGACAGGCAUGCAGCACAAUAUGACUCGCAUCUGAAAGCAGGUGAGAAACAUGGAAUUCGGAUGCAACUCGUCCAGGGUUUGAUGAUCGCGUCCCUUGGCGCCAUCCUUUUCAUGACCCAAGGUCUUUGCUUAUGGCAGGGGGCGCGUUUCCUCGUUGAGGGUCGGGUCCACGUGGGCCAAGUCUUGACCAUCAUGAUGGCCAUCAUAAAUGGCUCUUUCUCUCUCGGAGGAAUCGCCCCCAAUAUUCAAGCCUUCACCAAUGCCAUGGCAGCCGCUGGCAAGAUCUACAGCACCAUCGAUCGAGAAUCACCCAUCGAUCCAACAUCGAGGGUGGGAAUUGUGCCAGUGAAAAUCGAGGGCCACAUCGAGUUGCGUAAUGUGACGCAUCUGUACCCUUCACGGCCGGAAGUCAUUGUAGCGGAUGAUUUGAAUAUUUUGAUUCCGGCUGGCAAGACUACUGCCCUUGUAGGUCCUUCAGGGUCCGGAAAGAGUACCGUCAUCAGCUUGUUGGAACGUUUCUAUGAUCCGGUCCAGGGGACAAUACUUCUCGAUGGUCACGAUAUCCAGUCGCUAGAACUGCGAUGGCUUCGUCAACAAAUGUCGCUCGUCAGCCAGGACCCGGCGAUUUUCUCAACGACAGUCUUGGAAAAUAUCAAAAUGGGCCUUCCGCGAAACCCUUACGAAGGGCCAGCCGAUGAGGUUUUGGUACGAAAACUCGUUGAGGACGCGGCCAGGAUGGCUAACGCCCAUGACUUUAUCCUUUCCCUCCCAGAAGGUUACGACACAUCUGUCGGUGAACAAGGACUCCUUCUUUCGGGCGGCCAGAAGCAACGCAUUGCCAUCGCGCGAGCGGUUGUCGGCAACCCCAAGAUACUCCUCCUCGACGAGGCGACGUCGGCACUCGACGCGAAAUCCGAGCGGGUCGUCCAAGCCGCUCUUGAUAAAGCCUCCGCCGGACGCACGACAGUUGUGAUUGCUCAUCGUCUAUCAACUAUCAAGUCUGCAGAUAAAAUCGCAGUCUUGGCUUGUGGCCGGAUCGUGGAACAGGGCACUCAUGACGAACUGACAGACGCCAAUGGCUUAUACUCCAGACUUGUGCAGGCGCAGAGCUUUUCCAAGGAGGAACGGAGCCUUGAAGAAUUGAGAUCCAGCGAGAAUUCGGAGACAGAGAAUGAAGGGGCAAGCCGUGCAGGACAAGGGUGGGCAGUGCAAGAUUUGUCGGCCUCGACGGAAGCCAUCGAUGAAAAGCCGAAAGCUGCGCGUGAUUCGAUGUCCAAAAUGAUGGAAACAUCUGUCCAGGUGACCUUGCUGAGCUUGAUCAAGUUCAUUGGAUCCUUCAACCGGCCCGAAAGGAAGCUCAUGGUGGUCGGACUGAUUUUCGUCGUCUUGUCUGGCGGCGUCACACCAGCACAGAGCGUAGUCUACUCUAAGGCUAUUGCCUCUUUAUCCCUUCCACCAGAUCUAUCCGAGCAGAUCAGGAAGCAAGCCAAUCUCUGGGCACUCCUGCUCUUCACCCUUGGCAUCACGUCUCUGCUCACCAAUUCGAUCCAUCUUGUCAUCUUUGGGUUCAGCGUCGAAAAGAUGAUUCGUCGCACACGCGCCAAAGCCUUUCGCACUAUUCUACGACAGGAUGUUGAGUUCUUCGACCGGUACGACAACUCCACUGGUGCUCUGCUCUCCUUUCUAUCCACAGAGACCAAGAAUCUGGCUGGUAUAAGCGGCGUAACGCUCAGCACCAUUCUGAUAUUGGUGGUGUGGCUCACGGCGGCGUCGGUCAUUGCGCUGGCUCUCGGAUGGAAGCUGUCGCUGGUAUGCAUCGCCGUCGUGCCACUCGUCAUGGGCUGUGGCUUCUGGCGCGUUGCCAUGCUGGCCGACUUCCAGGCCCGCGCGCAAAAGGCGUAUGAGGCGUCGACCAGCUACGCGUGCGAAGCCAUCAUGGCUGUCCGUACCAUCGCCUCCUUAGGUAAGGAGGAUGUUGUACUAGCCGCUUACCACCGCCAGCUGUUACACCAGAUGCGCGCUGCCGUCAAGCCCUCGCUCAAGUCGACCCUCUUCUACGCAUUAUCACAGGGUAUCUACUACCUGUGCACUGCCCUGGCCUUCUGGUACGGCGGCACCUUGCUGGGCAAGCAUGAGUACAGCAUCUUCCAGUUCUUUGUCUGCUUUACACAGAUUGUUUUCAGUGUGAACUCUGCAUCGAGCAUCUUUGCCAACUCGCCGGAUAUGGCCAAGGCCAAAAAUGCGGCGGCCGAGUUCAAGAAGCUCUUGCAUCGCAAGACCGCCGCAGACGGAGGAGUACGCGGUGGUGGAGCGGCAAAGUUGGAGACGGUAGAGGGCUGCAUCGAGUUUCGCCACGUCUGCUUCCGAUACCCAACACGGCCCACGCGGGAUGUCGUGUCAGAUCUAAGUUUUACUGUGAGACCUGGACAGUACGCGGCGCUGGUGGGUGCAAGCGGCUGCGGCAAGAGUACCACGAUAGCGCUGCUGGAGCGCUUCUACGAUGUGCUCUCUGGCUGCAUCUAUGUAGACGGCAAGGAUGUGUCCUCGCUCGAUAUCCAUUCGUAUCGGCGCCAUAUUGCACUGGUUAGCCAAGAACCCACACUUUAUCAGGGCACAAUCCGUGAAAAUAUCCUAAUGGGGACCAACGACCCGAACAUCAGCGAGGAGGCCAUUGUCAAGGUUUGUAAAGACGCAGACAUAUAUGACCUGGUACUUUCACUUCCAAAUGGUCUAAAUACUCUGGUCGGUCCGAAGGGGACUAUGGUAUCCGGAGGGCAAAAGCAGCGAAUCGCUAUCGCUCGUGCGCUGAUCAGAAAUCCAAAAAUAUUGCUGUUGGACGAAGCAACCUCAGCCCUGGACUCGGAAUCUGAAAGGGUUGUGCAAUCAGCUUUAGAUGCUGCCGCUCGUGGACGAACUACUAUCGCAGUGGCCCACCGUCUUAGCACGAUUCAGAAAGCAGAUGUCAUCUUCGUCAUCGAUCAGGGUCAUAUCAUAGAGAGCGGCACGCACCACGAGCUGAUGCGUAACAAAGGUCGCUAUUUCGAGCUCGUGGAGCAGCAGGCUCUUGAGAGCCACAGUCAACGCCCUGUUUGA
Messenger RNA from Thyridium curvatum, 3879 nucleotides. RefSeq lists its product as uncharacterized. NCBI's taxonomy places the organism in Eukaryota, Fungi, Ascomycota, Sordariomycetes, Thyridiales, Thyridiaceae. Gene Ontology annotation, molecular function: ATP hydrolysis activity; ATP binding; ABC-type transporter activity. Gene Ontology annotation, biological process: transmembrane transport. Gene Ontology annotation, cellular component: membrane. Bases 1 to 3879 code for a protein of 1292 amino acids. The record is from RefSeq and is a predicted model, not a curated record. The transcript has 3 exons.